CCCGCGGACCGCCCGGCCCGGCCCGGCCCGCGCAGGUGAGCGGCGGCGCUCCCGCUGCUGUGUGUCCCCGGGCGCCCGCGCACCCUCUCUGGCCUCCGCCCAGCCUGAGGGUGUGAGGUCGCGGCGGCCGCGGCGGGCGUCGCUGGAGGUUCGCGCGGGGCGGAGUCCAGUGGGGGAGCCGCAGCGCCCGGGGUCUUGUGGACCCAGGCCUCCCGUCCAGGGGGGCUCCGGCGUCUGGCCACCGCCGCUGCCGGAUGCUCGAGGCUGCUGAUGAGCUGGACGUGGGGAGGCAGGGGGAGCCAGCACUGGGGGAGGGGGCGUCUUCUGCCCCCACACGAACUUGGAGUGGAUUCUGCCCUCCGGCCCCAUCCGCCCCCCGCUGGGUCUCCCCGGCCUCUGGGUCCCGCUUGGCUAAGCCUCGCUCACCCCGGGCCUCACUUUUCCUCAUUUGGUGAAUGGGCACUGGCCCAGCUCGGGCUCCCGGGAGCAACGGAACCGGCUCUGAGCCAGGUCCUCCCCCUCGGGGCCUGGGGACGCUGUUGACUCAGAGGCCAGCCCUGAAAGUUUGACUUCAGCAGGCAGCCCCGACAGGGAGAGAAGCAGAGGAGAGAGGGGGGAUCAGACCUGGGAUGGGGGACGCUCCAGGUAGAGGGGGAGCCCAGAGGAGGCACCUGAACGAGCGUGGAUGGUCUGAGAAGUAUGAGCUGAAACCGGAAGGCCCCACCAGCAUGGGCAGUCUCUCCUACCGAGAGGACCUCGAGGAGGAGAAGAACACAGCAUUCACCUGGGAGGUAAAAGCCAACAGCAGGGCCCACAACAGCCAGUUCAAGAAGAAGAGCUUCCUGUGCUGGCAGAGGCAGAAGUAUAAGAGCAAUGUCAUCUACACUGCCAAGUACAACGUCUUCUCCUUCUUGCCCUUGAACCUGUGUGGGCAGUUCUGCCGCAUCUCCAACCUCUACUUCCUUUUUAUCAUCAUUCUCCAGGGUUUCCCCGAGAUCUCCACGCUGCCCUGGUUCAGUCUCUUUGCCCCGCUCAUGGGCCUCCUCAUCAUCCGGGCCACCCGAGACCUGGUGGAUGACAUCGGGCGACACAGAAGUGACAGGAUCGUCAACAACAGGCCGUGCCAGAUCCUGGUGGGGAAGAGCUUCCUGUGGAAGAAAUGGGCGAACCUGCGAGUGGGAGACCUGGUGUGUCUGCACAGAGACAACAUCGUCCCGGCCGACCUGCUCUUGCUGGCCAGCACGGAGCCCAGCAGUCUGUGCUACGUGGAGACCGCAGACAUUGAUGGGGAGACCAACUUGAAGUUCAGGCAGGCCCCGCUGGUCACCCACCUCGAGCUGACCAAUAUAAGGAACAUGGCUUCCUUCCAAGGCAAGGUGGUGUGCGAGGAGCCCAACAGCCGGAUGCACCACUUUGUGGGGUGCUUGGAGUGGGGCGGCAGGAAGCACCCCCUGGACAGCGGCAACGUGCUUCUGCGCGGCUGCAGGGUCCGGAACACGGACACCUGCUACGGGAUGGUCAUCUAUGCUGGUUUCGACACCAAGAUAAUGAAGAACUGUGGCAAGAUCCAUCUGAAGAGAACCAAGAUAGACCAUCUGAUAAACAGGCUGGUGAUGCUGAUCUUCGUGUCCCUGGUGCUGAUCUCCCUGGCACUGAGCUUCGGCUUCUGGUUCAAGGUGAAGGAGUUCAAGGCCAAGCACCACUACGUGCCCUCCAAGGACCUGCACAGCGUGGCCACCGAGACCUUCCUCAUCUUCUGGGGCUUCCUCAUCCUGCUGAGCGUCAUGGUGCCCAUGGCCAUGUUCAUCAUGGUCGAAUUCAUCUACCUGGGGAACAGCAUGUUCAUCAACUGGGAUGUGCACAUGUAUUCUGCGCCGCGGGACGAGCCCGCCAAGGCACGCAGCACUAGCCUCAACGACCAGCUGGGCCAGGUGGAGUACAUCUUCUCAGACAAGACCGGCACCCUCACCCAGAACGUCAUGACCUUCAAGAAAUGCUGCAUCGGGGGUGUCAUCUACGGUGGGUCCCCUGCCCCCUGCAGCGCCCAGGAGUCUGCCCUGCCUCCGGGCCGGCGUCCGCUGUCCUCACACCUGCCCCACGGCGGGACAGGACUCUUCUUCGGGUUUUCACAAACAAACCUUCCGCGUGGACACUCACCAGCAUUUCCAGGUGUCACGAGAGAAGUCUUUCUCGGUUUCCUCCCAGUCGUUUGGAAACCGGAAAGCCACUGUCAGCUCAGAGACCACGAACAGUGGUGGGCGGGGCCUCAUCCGUCCUUGUCGAGCUGUGGCUGCCUCUUGGCCUCCUUUGCGGAAGGCAGAGCUGAGGCGGGGGGUCCUUGGUUGCUUGGGGUGUCGGGUCCAGAGCCCCAGGCCCAGCUUGUCCGCUGCCCGGAUGAAGAGGAGGAGACCCCACGUAAGGAGAACCCCUACCUCUGGAACAAAUUUGCCGAUGGGAAGUUUCUUUACCGAAAUGCGAAGCUCAUGUGCGCUGUUCGGGACAAUGAGGACAAGAUGGUGCGGGAGUUUUGGCGCCUGCUGGCCAUCUGCCACACCGUGAUGGUGCAGGAGAAGGACAACCAGCUGGUGUACCAGGCCGCAUCCCCCGAUGAGGAGGCGCUGGUCACGGCAGCCCGGAAUUUCGGCUACGUGUUCCUGGCGCGCACACAGGACAGCAUCACGGUGAUGGAGCUGGGGGAGGAACGGGUGUACCAGGUCCUGGCCAUGAUGGACUUCAACAGCAUACGCAAGCGCAUGUCAGUGCUGGUCCGCAACCCCGAGGGCUCCAUCUACCUCUACACCAAGGGCGCUGACGUGGUCAUCUUUGAACGCUUGUGCAAGAAAGGCAUGAAAGAGUGGACCACAGAGGAGGCCUUGGCUUCCUUUGCUGAGCAGACCCUGCGGACCCUGUGCCUGGCCUAUAAGGAGGUGGACGAGGAUGUGUAUCAGGAGUGGUGUCAGCGGCACCAGGAGGCCGGCAUCCUGCUGCAGAACCGGGCCCACGCCCUGCACCAGGUGUACGAGGAGAUGGAGCAGGGCCUCCAGCUGCUGGGAGUCACGGCCAUUGAGGACAGACUCCAGGACGGCGUCUGCGACACGAUCAAGUGUCUCAAGCAGGGGAGUAUCAAAGUGUGGGUACUCACAGGGGAUAAGCAAGAGACAGCGGUGAACAUCGGUUUUGCGUGCCACCUGCUCUCGGAGAGCAUGCUCAUUCUGGAGGAGAAGGAGAUAGUUCGCAUCCUGGAAGCCUACUGGGAGACCAGCAACAACGUGCGGGGUGGCGAGGGCCGUCGGAAGAAGCGGUUCCUGCCACAGGUCAAGAUGGCCAUGGUCAUUAGCGGAGAGUUCCUGGACCAGCUGCUGCUGUCCCUGCGCAAGGAGCCCCGAGCGCUGGUCCACAAGGUGAACAGGGACGCGGACGAGUCCUGGCAGGAGCCCGACGAGCAGAGGACGGACUUCCUGCGGGCGCGGCGCAUAUCCCUGCUGUGGCGGACCCUCGGCAUCCAGCUGAGGAGCACGGGCUUGGCGCCCCAGGUCACCGACUCCAACACCAGCGAGAGCCCCGACGUGCGGCGGGAGCGGGCCUUCGUGGAGCUGGCCUCCCAGUGCCAAGCGGUCAUCUGCUGCCGGGUGACGCCCAAGCAGAAGGCCUUGAUCGUGGCGCUGGUCAAGAAAUACCAGCGCGUGGUGACCCUGGCCAUCGGGGACGGCGCCAACGACGUCAACAUGAUCAAGACUGCGGACAUCGGCGUGGGGCUGGCGGGUCAGGAGGGCACGCAGGCGGUGCAGAACAGCGACUACGUGCUGGCCCAGUUCUGCUUCCUGAAGCGGCUGCUACUGGUGCACGGGCGCUGGGCCUACAUGCGCGUCUGCAAGUUCCUGCGGUACUUCAUCUACAAGACGGUGGCCUGCAUGAUGGUCCAGAUCUGGUUCGCCUUCUACAGCGGCUUCUCCGCCCAGCCUCUGUAUGAAGGCUGGUUCCUGGCCCUCUUCAACCUGUUCUACAGCACACUCCCUGUUCUCUACAUUGGUCUCUUUGAGCAGGACGUGAGUGCCGAGCGGAGCCUGGAGCUGCCUGAGCUGUAUAUCGCAGGCCAGAAGGACGAGCUCUUUAACUACUGGGUCUUUCUCCAGGCCCUCGCCCACGGCACAGUCACCUCCCUGGUCAACUUCUUCGUGACCCUAUGGGUCAGCCACGACUUGGCCGGGCCUGUCAGCUUCAGCGAUUAUCAGUCUUUCGCUGUGGUUGUGGCCAUGUCAAGCCUGCUGUCCAUCACCAUGGAGGUCAUACUCAUCAUCAGGUACUGGACGGUCCUGUCCGUGCUGGCCAUUUUCCUCAGUCUCUGCUUCUACGUGGUUGCAACUUGGGCCAGCCAGAGUUUCUGGCUCUUCCAAAUCUCACCCAAGAACUUCCCAUUUCUGUAUGCUGACCGUAACGUGCUGUCACACCCCUCCAUCCUGCUGGUCGUCCUGCUGAAUGUGUCACUAAAUACCCUGCCCACACUGGCCCUGCGUGUCAUUUGCCAAGCCCUCAAGAAGGCAGGCCCCAAGCAGGAGGAGGAGGCCCCGAGCGAGGAGAUGAUCCCGGGGGAGCCCGGGCGUUACCUGCACCGGGGGUCGCGCGGCCGGCGCUCCAGCUAUGCCUUCUCCCACCGCGAGGGCUACGCGGACCUCAUCACUCAGGGCACCAUUCUGCGGAAGGCGCCGGGGGUCAGCAGCGACAUGCUGGCUGACCAAACAAUCCCGUCGGAAGAAGAGCUGUCCCCGGGCAUGCAGGAGUCGUUCCGGUUCUCCAGGAAGCGGUCCCUGCUGGGGAAGAAGAGGCACCAGCACCAGGGCAAGGCGGCCUCGGGGGAGACGUCGCCGGUCUGCGCGGUGAGCUCGACGGCCACGGCGGGCAGGCCGUGCUCCUCCGUCCAACGCCCGGCUGCCCCCGAGAACUGGCCGUCCGGGUCCCUCCGGGAGCCGCUGCCUUCGGGGAGCGCGGCGCAGCCCUGGGGCCAGCCGUCGGGGCAGAGCCAGCCGGCGCCGCCGGAGGACAAGCGGGCGGCGUGGAGGGCCGCGCUCCGUUCCUGGAGGAGCCGGCCCUGCGGCCGGCAGAAGUGGCAGCAGCCGCCCGGGGAGGGCACGGCGCCGCCGCGCAGCCAGGCGCUCCCGGCCGUGGGGCCGCCCGCACCCCCCGCCCCGGGAGCGUCCUCGGCGGACGCGCCCUCCCGCCCGGGGAGGAGGCUGUGGUCCCUGUAGCGGCCGCCGGUGCCCCGGGGCCGUGCACCUGCUCGCACGGGGCGCCCCCGGAAGACGAGGCUCGGCGUCCUCUUCUUUGGCGAAUAAACCAGG
Molecule: messenger RNA, 5336 nt
Organism: Mirounga angustirostris (Northern elephant seal)
Lineage: Eukaryota; Metazoa; Chordata; Mammalia; Carnivora; Phocidae
Gene: ATP8B3
Product: ATPase phospholipid transporting 8B3
Exons: 29
Coding region: 630-5243 (1537 amino acids)
Biological process (GO): phospholipid translocation; Golgi organization
Cellular component (GO): plasma membrane; trans-Golgi network
Molecular function (GO): ATPase-coupled intramembrane lipid carrier activity; ATP hydrolysis activity; ATP binding
Source: RefSeq, a predicted model, not a curated record